GUUGAAAGUAGUGGGCCAGAAUAUACAGUAAAUAAUGGACAGCGUAGAAAACGUCAGGCGGAAACAUCGGAUCAAAGACCUAUGGAGAUACGGGAGAAUGAGCCGAAGGUUGGAGAGGCUCGGGAAAAGAAGAAUGUUGCUCUAUUUGAAUGUGCAAAGAACCGGGCAAAAUGUUACGAGAUCAGAUGUAAGAUUGGUAUACUGAAUUCAGGUCAACAGGUGAAAAUACAGAUUAGAGCCAGACUCUGGGAAAGCACAUUAAUAGAAGAUUAUUCAGGUGUAGACGAAGUACAUAUUAAAUCAACUGGUAGAAUUCAUAUACGUCCAGAGCUGAAUGUGGUACAAAGCAACACAAAAAAUGAUGAAUAUCAGGCAACAACUAUAGCUAUUCCAAGCUUACUUAUUGUGAAGGAGAAGCCACUGGAAUGGUGGAUUUAUGCUCUAGCUGUGCUUGGAGGUCUUUUUGUCCUUAUUUUACUUGCCUUAUGUUUGUGGAAGUGUGGAUUUUUCAAGCGAAAAAGAUAUGAUGAAAUAUCAUCGUACAGUGUUAAAGUAGAAAAGAAGAAAAACAUAAACAAUCCCACAUAUAGUACUAAAGUUGAGACUAAGAAGGAGUAUUUAGAUGAAAAUGAAUAUUUCCUCAAACACUGAAACCACUUGUUGAUAAAGAUGUAUCAUGCAUUCCAAAACUUUUGACUGGGAAUCAUUUAAUCAUGCCAAACCAUUAUAAAAUUCAUGAACUCAAAUCUUGGAGUUUGUCCAUGGAUCUGCUUAAUACAGUACAAGAAUUUUGAUUGGUCUUUGUUAUUAAUGCUAGUUUGUUACCAGUGCUAUGAUUGGUCCAGAUUGGACAUGUGAUUUCAAAUUGAGGUGAUUUUUGAUUUUCAUUGGACAAGAACUAAGUUGCAAGAUUUAGAGAUCUCUGUUACGAUUGGUCUGUGUGUUCACAAGAUUGUUACAAUGAUUCUGAUUGGACGGGUAUGAUCCGGCAAUGAGAUUUUCCUCUUGGAGAGUGUUGAAAAGCUGUAACCAAAGUUGUUGAACAUUUUUCUACUGCUGGCUGAAGUGUGAUUUUCUAUGUUGUGAAGUGACAAAUACAUUUUGAGUUUGAUUUGCAAAAAAAAAAAAAAUUAGAAAAAUUUAAGAGGGUAAAGUUUGAUGUUGCUUUUUUGUAUGUUUACACUCCCAAUUUUGAUCAAAUCAUGUAAGUAAUGUCAUUUGUAUGAAAAUACAUUGAAAUUCAUAUGGAACAGUUACAAGUGACAGGUUAAAUUGUCCAUCCAAAUACAGUGGACAGGCACUCCAAUUUCCAUCAGGUCCAAGUAAUGUUGAUGCAAAAAAAUAUUUAAAUAUUAUAAUUUUAAAAUUUAUCUCGGAAGGAGCUCAUUUUUAAAAAAAAAUAAAAAUUGUAUUAAGGAAAAUUCUAGCAUAACCGUAAAGCAGAGGACUUGCAUGGAAUGUAUGUUAUCCGUACAUAGUGUUUUAAUUAUGUUAUUUCUGGGUUGAAUUCUAAGUGAUUAUAUAUAUGCAAAAAAAAUAUUAUAGCUUAUUUUGUUUUAUUUCCCCACCUCUAUAUCAUUACACUAUGAUAUUGUACCUACACCAGAAGUUGAAUCUCUAUAUACACAUGUGUAAUUGAUUCAUAUAAGACGAGAACUCCUUGAGUUAUAUUGACAGUUAAUUAAUUUUGCAUUAUGUUUAACCAAUUUUCAUGCAUUUUUUAUUGUCACAAGCAUUAAAACUUGCUGUAAAUAUAAAAAAAGAAUGAGUUUUCAUGAUGAAUUCCAAUAGAUUAUGAAAAUUACAUUUUUUAGCUUUAAUUAAGAUAAUAUUAAGCAUUUUAUUAUUAAUAUUUGAAAAUUAUUGGACAAAAGAUUGGUCGUGGUCUUGCUAGAAUUCUUUCCAGCUUUUUUUAAUAAAAAGCAAAAGUUAAAAAAUUGUAUACUACACAAAUAAUAUAAUAUUUUUGUUAAGACAUUUUUGUUUUUUAAAGAACGUGAAGUAGGAACUAAUUAUAAAGGGAUACAUGUUUAUAGAGAAGAUAAUGAUAUCAAUUGGUUGACAUAUUGAGAUUUAGACCCCCCGUUGAUCUCAUGCAGCUGUGACUGGCUUGCUUUAGAAGUAGUUUUUGUUCAAAUUAGGAAAAGACUUUUAAGUUGUUCUCUAAUUUACUAAAUGGGGCAUUCUUGUUUUUUAACAUAAACCAUUGUUUGCCAUAGGAGAAGAUGUGCUUAUAGUGUAGGUUAGGAGUGACUUGUUUUCCUCUGUAAGUUAUGAAUAGUUUUUUAGGCCAAAAAUAGUAUGUAUAUUUAGGAGAAUUAGAGGGUUUUAAUACAGUGCUGUCAAGAUUGUGUGAACCCACUGAACAAGCUGUGUUAAACCUUUGAAAUGUAGUUUUAGACGAGCUGUAUAAUUCAUAUACAUGUAGUUUUUAGAGGUUUAUGGUCUCUGACUUUGCAGUAAAUAAAAAUGGACUUGAAUAACACAUAGAAGUUAGCACUUGGAUCAAAAGCUGGGAAUAGAUUAAUUAUAAGGGAAGUUGCCAGUGUCUAUGUUUUGUGAUAUUUACAUUUUUUACAUUGUUUUACAUUUGCAUAGAAAUUUGGAUACUAGGCAUUAAUCAAGGCCUUACAAGGUAUAAGUUUCGUGGUCUCUAACUCUUUGUAAAAAAUAUGAAUUGAACUAGAUGUAAAGAAAAUGCUAAAUGUUGAAAUUAAAUUCAUUUGAUGUAAGUUCAAUUAAUUUGAGACUGUUUUACAUGUUUUUAUUUAGUUGUGUGUAACUGGAUUUCAGUAAAUGACAUUAAUUCUGUACAAAGUAGUUAUGAUACGAUAUUAAAAAUAGAACAUUGUUUAAAGGGAAAGUGUUUGGAAUCAUGUCACCUGAAAUGAUUUAUGUGAAAGAAGUUUUCAGAAAUAAGUGUCACAGCUACCAAGAAGUAAGGGCUAUUUAUGGUGAAAGUAAAAAUAAUUAAUUUAUAGGUAAAUUAAACAUGAUUCGAAAAUUAUACACAUAAUUUUCUAGAAAUUUCUUUGAAGUUAAAGGACAAAAGUUGUCAAAAUGUGUCUCUGUAAAUAUCAAGGAAAGGAACUAAAAAUAUGUAUCUCUGAAAAUUCAUAUUCUAUAGACAGAGUUGUAAAAAGGUGUCUUAUGAA
Molecule: messenger RNA, 3155 nt
Organism: Ruditapes philippinarum (Manila clam)
Lineage: Eukaryota; Metazoa; Mollusca; Bivalvia; Venerida; Veneridae
Product: integrin alpha ina-1-like
Biological process (GO): integrin-mediated signaling pathway; cell adhesion mediated by integrin; cell-matrix adhesion
Cellular component (GO): external side of plasma membrane; integrin complex
Molecular function (GO): integrin binding
Source: RefSeq, a predicted model, not a curated record